GGCAUCUCACCUGGCAGGCCGGAAAGCAUAAAAGAGCCUGGAGCCAUGGCCGGGCUGCUAGAGAUGUCAACAGUGUCCUGGGAAGGAAAUACUCCGGGAAUACUAUUCGUGCUGUCCUUUGGGGAUAGGAAGAGGAGCUGGAAGAUGUUUUCAGGCUGCUGAGAAUCCUCCUUUUGGACAGGUUCCAUCAUGUCCUGCUUCACUCAGAUAUGGCGCACGGAAGUGCCGGACUCCCCUCCUACCAGCCCCACCAGCCCGGUCCCGGCUGCACCCCAUGAGAUCCCCAUCCCGCUCAGCCCCAUUGUCAUCACCUCACCCUCCGCGUCCUCCCACUCCUCUGAAAGCAGGCCCUCGGUCUGUUCCCCAGUCUCGUCUUCGGUCUGUUCCCCAGUCUCUUCCUCAGUCUGUUCUCCCGUCUCUUCUUCAACCUCUCCGUCCAUCCGGUCUCAGAUCUGCUCUCCCAUCUGGUCUCCGGUCCGCUCCCCAGUAGACGGGAAGACACGGCUGGGCUCGCCCACGGACAGACCCACCUCUCCCAUCGAGUGCUCCAUCUGCUUCAACACCUACGACAACCUCUUCAAGACCCCCAAGGUCCUCCAGUGCAACCACACCUUCUGCUUAGAGUGUCUGGCCCGCCUCACCGCGGCCCGUCCCCGCAACUGUGUCGAGGAUGAACUCCCGUGUCCGUUUUGCCGCCAGAUCACCGAGAUCCCCCUCGAAGGGCCGCCGGGCCUCCAGACCAGCAAGGGCCUCAUGGCUACGCUGCCUCCUGAGCACCAGCGAGAGAAGAUGAUCUGGAUGGAAGGCACCAAGAUCUGCUGCAGGCAGUCUUCCGACCCAGAGAACGCCGACGACUACAUCAGCAUUGACAUCGCCCCCAGCAAACCCGAGGUCCCCCAGUUGCCCCCGGAGACUUUAAUGGGGCGCCUGACGCGCUGCGAAAUGUGCGACGACUGGAAGCGCGUCCUGCUGCUCUCGGUGUUGAUCAUCAUCCUCUUCUGCAUCAUCCUAUGGCCGCUGCACUGCGCCAUGAAGACGGGCAACCUCCGCUGCUUCGCCAGGACGUACACCAUGUCCAGGCCCAGCUAUGUGACCUAUCAUCACCCCACCACCCCGGCCCCGACAGUGGGCUCUGUGGAGCCUGCAGAGUGACCGGACACUGCAUGUGGGGUGAUUUCUCAGGAACGAAGUGGGAAGAUGUAUCGUCGAAGGCUUUCGUGGCCGGAAUCACUGGGUUGUUGUGGGGAGAAACGGACUUCUACUCAACCACGGCAUCUGGAGGUCCCAUCUUCACUCCCCGGCUCAAUAACAAUAAUAUUUCCUCGAAUAUGACAAGGGAAACCUUCCACCUAAGACGCUGCCAGUCAGCGUGAGACAAUUCUGGCAAUCAGAUGGACUAACUCUUACGAGUGAACAGUUCCGACAUAACGCACGGACUCGAUGUUACCACUUGAUCCGCUCUUGCCGCUCUUCGAAUGUAUUCAAAGCAUUAAUGCCACUGUAUGUACUUACUUAGGCGAUCCCUCAUAGUCUGAGUAGGAUUGUCAUCCAAGAUCGGUGUCCGUAGGUGAUUGUGGAACCCUAUUCUUGACCUGCAUGUUAUCCCGCAGUGAGGGCAUUGGUUUCCAGACGGAAGGUGGCCCUGGUCGAGGUUGGCUUGAUGCGCCUUCCUUUUGGCACAUUUCUCUCUUUCGCCCUCUUCAAAUUCUACAGCACUGCUGGUCACAGCUGACCUCUAUCUGGAGCACUCAAGGACCAGGGCUUCUCAGUUCUCAGUAUCUAUGCCAGAGUUUUUAAGGUUGGAUUUGAGCCCAUCUUAAAUUGAUUCAAUACCAAUGUGCAUUCUCAGGAGAUAUUUAGGAUGACCCCACAACCAGGGCCAGCUGUGCAAUGAGUCCUGUUGCAUAAGGGUGUUGUUAUACAUUCUUGCCACUCACUAGAAAGGUGGCACAUCACAUCCAUGAUGUUAAAGAUGAUGUAGCAUCUAAACCCCUGUUCUUAUAAAUAUACCUCCAGUAUACACGCUGUGGUUUAGUCUAUUCCAGCAUUUCUCAACCUGGGGGCUGCACGGCGGUUUCAGAGGGGUCACCAAAGACCAUCAGAAAAUAUAUCUUUCUGAUGGUCUUAGGAACCCCUUUGGCAGAGAAGGUUGAAGAUCUCUGCCUUCAGUGAGGGCCUCUGCUCUAACUACUAGGUCAGUGUUUCUCAACCUGGGGGUCGCGACCACAAAGGGGGUUGCAAGUGGUUUCAGAGGGGUCGCCAAAGACCAUCAGAAAACAUAUAUUUCGGACAGUCUUAGGAACCCCUUUGGCUGAGAAGGCUGAGGAUCUCUCCACCUGUCCUUCUCUUCCUUUUUGGAAAGAGAUGGUGAAGCCUUCCACCAAAAGCCCUUCUCUGCUGAAAAUGGAGAGAUGUUUCUGAGACUCCAAGCACGGAGGGGAGAGCAGGCGUGAUGUGCAUGUGCAGGCGAAGGAGAGCGUAUGAGGCUGGAGGGAGGCUCACACCAGUGAUUCCCUUCAAGACACGAGGUUCUGUGUGGGACAUUUGGCCCAAUUCUAUCAUUGGUGGGGUUCAGAAUGCUCCUUCGUCGUAGGUGAACUAUAAAUCCCAGCAACUACAACUCCCAAAUGUCAAGGUCCAUUUCCCGAAAAUUCCACCAGUGUUCACAUUUGAGCAUAUUGCGUAUCUGUAUGUAGUUUGGUCCAGAUCCAUCAUUGUUUGAGUCCACAGCGCUCUCUGGAUGUAGGUGAACUACAACUCCCAAACUCAACAUGAAUGCCCACCAAACCCUUCUCUUGGUCUUGGGAGUCCCAUGUGCCAAGUUUGAUUAAAUUCCAUAGUUGGUGGAGUUCUGAAUGCUCUUUGAUGGUAUGUAAACUAUAAAUCCCAGCAACUACAACUCCCAAAUGUCAAGGUCUAUUUCCCCCAAACUCUACCAGUGUUCACAUUUGGGCAUAUUGAGUAUUUAUGCCAAAUUUAGUCCAGACCUAUCAUUGUUAGAGUCCACAGUACACUCUGGAUGUGCCAAGUUUGGUUCAACUCCAUCUCUGGUGGAGUUCUGCUCUUUCAUCGUAGGUGAACUAUAAAUCCCAGCAACUACAACUCCAAAAUGUCAAGGUCUACUUCCCUCAAAUUCCACCAGUGUUCACAUUUGGGCAUAUUGAGCAUUUAUGUCAAAUUUAGUCGAGAUCUAUCAUUGUUUGAAUCCAAAGUACUCUCUGGAUGUGCCAAGUUUGGUUCAACUCCAUCUUUGGUGGAGUUCUGCUCUUUCAUCGUAGGUGAACUAUAAAUCCCAGCAACAACUCCAAAAUAGAAUCAUAGAAUCAAAGAGUUGGAAGAGACCUCAUGGGCCAAGGUCUACUUCCCCCAAAUUCCACCAAUGUUCAGAUUUGGCCAUAUUGGAUAUCUGUACGUAGUUUGGCUCAGAUCUAUCAUUGUUUGAGUCCACAGCUCUCUCUGGAUGUAGGUGAACUAAAACUCCCAAACUCAACGUCAAUGACCGCUAAACCCUUCUAAUAUUUUCUGUUGGUCAUGGGAGUCCUGUGUACCAAGUUUGGCUCCAUUCCAUCAUUGGUGGAGUUCAGAAUGCUCCUUAAUUGUGGGUGAACUAUAAAUCCCAGAAACUACAGCUCCCAAAUGACAAAAUAAAUCCCACCAGUAUUCAGAUUUGGGCUAUUCGUGCCAAAUUUGGUCCGGUGAAUGAGAAUACAUCCUGCAUAAUGUCAGAUAUUUACAUGACGAUGCAUAACAGUAGCAAAAUUACAGAUAUGGAGUAGCAACGAAAGUAAUGUUAUGGUUGGGGGUCACCACAACA
This is a messenger RNA of Anolis sagrei ordinatus, 3814 nucleotides long. RefSeq names its product ring finger protein 223 (gene RNF223). NCBI's taxonomy places the organism in Eukaryota, Metazoa, Chordata, Lepidosauria, Squamata, Anolidae. Gene Ontology annotation, molecular function: ubiquitin protein ligase activity. The record is from RefSeq and is a predicted model, not a curated record. Gene Ontology annotation, biological process: protein ubiquitination.